Molecule: messenger RNA, 966 nt
Organism: Funneliformis mosseae
Lineage: Eukaryota; Fungi; Glomeromycota; Glomeromycetes; Glomerales; Glomeraceae
Source: the annotation of a GenBank genome assembly
AUGGGAUACUUAGAAUUUUUACAAUUUUUACCUAAAUACGUUGUAGGUAGUCUCUCGGCCAUUGCAAUUAUGGGAGAUUCGCCCUAUGAUUUCUACGAAAAGACAAUGUGGUUCUUUCGAUGCUUUGGGUGUCCCUUUGAUGGACUGUUACACUCCCUCAUAGGAGGUGAAAAAGUAUCUUGCUGUUUAUACUGGCUUUCAUCAAAUUAUUUUAAGCUAAAAAACAACGAAGAUUCAAAUGACAAUGGUACCCAUUAUCUAAAAUAUAGACCUUUUGGAUUUUAUGCAAUGAAACUGAAUAAAGAUGAUAAAGAGCAAAAUGAGCGUAUAAAUAAAUACGUAAAACGAUGCACAGCAAAUUUACCCGUACUAGAAAGAAUUUCUUUAUUUAUUACAUCAUAUUACAUAAUAUUUGGUGUAAUAGAAGGAGUUUCCAUGAUGUAUGGAAAAAUCUUUUGUGAAGAAUGGGCAUAUUUACCAUUAUUAUUUUCCUGGACUAUACCCGUAAUUUGGAAAAGAGGAAAAUACGGGGUUCAAGUAGUUAUAGAUCCUAAAUUGGUUUUUAAAAAUAUACAAAUUAUUGUGGAUGAAAAUCCUACAAAUAAAUUUCCAUUUAAAAAACGUGUGACCGUUACGAUAACUGCUUUAUUAUCAAUAGUUUAUCCUUGGGUGACAGUAAUAAUCGUCUACUUUACACCCCCAGUUGGAUAUUAUUGUCGCAGCAAAUAUGUAACAUUAAUCUGUGUCAUCUGGUCAUUUAAUAGUGCUUUGGCUUAUUUUUGGCAUAUAAAAGGAGAAAGUGAUUUAAUCAUGUCAGGGAAUGGGUGGCUACAUGUUUGGUUUUGCACGUCUGGUUUUAUAGUGGCAAUUCUCGUGUUAUUUCUAGGAAUUUUUACCGGGUAUAACACAUUGUGGGUUGAUUAUUUCGGGGAUGCUUGUGAUUUGUCGAGCAUAGGAUGCUAUUGA